Athalia rosae (coleseed sawfly) is the source of this 1620-nucleotide messenger RNA. It is a transcript of the gene Ahcy, whose product is annotated as adenosylhomocysteinase. The transcript is spliced from 7 exons. Lineage: Eukaryota; Metazoa; Arthropoda; Insecta; Hymenoptera; Athaliidae. The coding region runs from base 152 to 1453 and encodes 433 amino acids. The record is from RefSeq and is a predicted model, not a curated record. Gene Ontology annotation, cellular component: cytosol. Gene Ontology annotation, molecular function: adenosylhomocysteinase activity. Gene Ontology annotation, biological process: L-methionine cycle.
UUUUUAUAGUGCGAUUCUGCUCACAGCAAUUCUACCGAGUGCUACUGCACACUACUGUAGCACAGCCGAUCGCAGCUAGAGGGUGGUUCUGAGUUCGCCGAUUCUAAUAAGCACGAAUAAGUCGCUACUACAUUUGAAAACUUGUGAAGAAAUGGCAACAAAACCCGCAUUCAAAGUCGCUGAUCUGUCGCUGGCGGAAUGGGGCAGAAAAGAAAUAAUGCUAGCGGAGAAUGAGAUGCCUGGUUUGAUGGCAGUCCGGCAAAAGUAUGGACCAUCCAAAGUACUAAAAGGAGCUAGGAUUGCGGGGUGCCUUCACAUGACCGUUCAGACUGCGGUGCUUAUCGAGACCCUCACCGAACUUGGAGCAGAGGUACAAUGGUCAUCGUGCAACAUUUUCAGUACUCAGGACCAUGCCGCUGCAGCGAUUGCGAAAACUGGUGUGCCGGUUUAUGCCUGGAAGGGGGAAACUGACGAAGAAUAUAUCUGGUGUAUUGAACAGACCCUCGUUUUCAAGGACGGUAAACCUCUGAAUUUAAUUCUCGAUGACGGAGGAGAUCUCACGAAUCUGGUACACACAAAGUUUCCAGAGUACCUGAAAGAUUGCCUGGGAAUUUCUGAAGAAACAACGACUGGCGUACACAAUCUUUAUCGUAUGGUGAAGGAUGGGAAGCUUAAAGUCCCCGCGAUAAACGUCAAUGAUUCAGUUACAAAGAGUAAAUUCGAUAACCUGUAUGGAUGCAGAGAGUCGCUUAUAGAUGGUAUCAAGAGAGCUACUGACGUGAUGCUUGCUGGAAAAGUUUGCGUUGUCGCUGGAUACGGUGACGUUGGGAAAGGGUGUGCACAGAGUCUCCGGGCGUUAGGAGGGCGUGUUAUAAUUACGGAAAUCGAUCCUAUCAAUGCCCUCCAAGCAGCUAUGGAAGGCUAUGAGGUGACAACAAUGGAUGAGGCUUCGGAGAAAGGUCAGGUUUAUGUGACGACAACAGGAUGCAAAGACAUCAUUGUUGGCGAGCAUUUCCUCAAAAUGCCUGAGGAUGCGAUUGUGUGUAACAUUGGACACUUUGACUGCGAGAUUCAGGUUGCGUGGCUGGAGAAAAAUGCCAAGUCAAAGAUAAACAUCAAGCCUCAGGUUGACCGUUAUGAACUAGCUAAUGGGAGACACGUAAUAAUUCUGGCUGAGGGACGUUUGGUGAACCUUGGCUGUGCUACAGGACACUCUAGUUUUGUAAUGAGCGCCUCCUUUACAAAUCAAGUUUUGGCACAAAUUGAGCUUUGGACAAAGCCUGGCACGUACUCUAUAGGCGUUCACAUGCUACCUAAAACUCUCGAUGAAGAAGUCGCUACACUUCACCUUGAUCACCUUGGCGUCAAACUUACUAAGUUGACACCAGAUCAGUCAAAGUACUUAGAUAUACCCGUUAACGGGCCGUACAAACCUGAACACUACAGAUACUAGUUGGAGAAAGAGGAAAAACCAGCUUCAGAGCUGCUGGGGAUAUCAAUUGUGAAUUUUAAUUAGGUGGGUGUGUGCCUGUGUGUGUGCGUGUGUGUGUAUGUUGUGUAUGUCACGUCACCACGCCUGAAUGUGUAAAAUAAAUACAUCACAUGAUAAUUCGAAAUGCA